ACACUAAAAAUUUCAGUUCCGAUCUGCUCAUCUAGCAAUUAACAACAAGAAUGUUACAUUUAAUAAUAUUCUUUUGUAUUUGUACAAAAUUAACAACCAGUUCGAUACAAACCGAACAGUUUUACAAUGUAAACGAAGAAAUACCGAAUUUCAAUCGAAGAGUGCCCAAAAUUUUGGCCCCGGGAAAAGAUAAUAUGAUAUCAAUAAAAAUUAUAAAACCACAUCAUCCGAAUAUAAACGAAAAUUAUUACAAUGGAGAAUAUCCAGUUGAAGAAGUAGAUAUAAACGGAAAUCGCGAGAAUAAUCCACUGCAGCCGCUUUCAAACGAAGGCAAGCAACGCGUGAAUGAAAUCAGUGUGAAAUUACGAAAUGUAUGGAAUAGUCCCAUUGCACUCGUAAUUCAAGACAACCCGGAAGUGUUACGCACAGCCGGACUCUACAUGGAUUAUAUUUUAAGAAGACCUGAACUAAGAAAUGAUUUUUGGUUGAUGAAAUAUAAUUCAACAGGUGUGUCCGGGGUAAUCGCACAGAGUUCUCUGACUGACCCGGAAACUUUCCGGCGUUUAUUGACAUCCGGUACAUCAGGGACGAGACAAAACAUAGGACAAAUGGAAACCGCAGCUAGUUUUUUCAGUGUGCUGAAAGCAACGCGUGCAUUACCUCCGAAUGCGGCCAUUUUGAUGUUUACUGAUUCACCGAUUGAAGAUGAAGAUGUCGCGCAGAUCGCUAUCAAAGAAACGCAAAAGAAACAAAUACGCUUAUUUGUGGUGUGGCAAGGUGAUUAUCCGACUGCUCGCCAGGAAUACAAACUCUUGCAGGAAGCGACCGAAUUGACUCACGGCGCGUUUGUUAUCGGUAACACCGAGCGGAAGUACGCAACAGAUACUAACUAUGUGCAAGUCAGCGGGAAAGCAAAUCCUGUAAUUACGCAUCUGACGGGUGUUCACGGUCAACGGCGUGUGCGCGUGCCAAUCGAAAACGGCGUGAGCGCGAUUCACGUUUCCAUGAGUAAUACAGUAACCAAAGCCGUUUUACACACACCAAAUGGUUACCUGAUCGAUCUGUUGAACAUUACCGCUGCGUCACGAUACGCGCGUGGUUCAUACGUGGUGAAGACUGACACGACCUUCGAAUGCGAGCUGGCGCUCACCGCCGCCGCCGUCGGCGAAAUGUUACAGACUGACCCAACCAAGCUGGGCGCCGCGACGCCUGCCGCCGCCGUCGGCGAGUGGCUGUUGGAAACCGACGCGCCUGCGCGCAUUUAUUACGACAUUGUUGUUUCCGCGCGACACGCGCUCACGGUCGAGGCGAAUGUCGUGGCCGCAAACCGCAAUGGACAGCCAACAGGCAAGCGACGUCUGCAUUUGAAUAUCGUCGGUGAUUACGCAAAAAUCGACAACGUCACACUGAUAACAUCCGAUGGUAAACGACUAGCAUCACAAAACCUACGCUUCAGCGUCAAUGACCGUCUUAAGAGUCAAGAUGACAUCGAAACAUUCAAACCUGGUGGAAAUGUGGACAUUGACUUGGAAGAUCUGCCCAAAGAGAAACUUUACAUACAAUUACACGGAAAAGAUUCAACUGGUAAUGAUUUCCAAAGAAUUUCAUAUUAUAAUCCCAUGAAUAUUCAUAAAAUCAUCGAACCUACGACUAUAACUGUCGGUGAAGGAAGUGAACUACUCCAAGCACCAGGAAGGAGCUCAAACAUCUUGUAUAAAGUCACAAAUAAUCGAGAUAAUGUGAUUUUCAUGCGUUUUCAAGCGACUGAUGAACGUGCAUACCUUAGACAUCUAUCACCAUUAUGGGCAUGGAUAAACCCGCAUCAAACAGUAGUAGUAACUCUACACAUGGUUUCUAAGGGUGGUGAUGAUCUAGUCACACUUUCUGCAUCCAGUGGUUCAGACAGAAUCGAUAAAAAAUCAAUAGUUCGUUCUACAGACUCAAAUACAGCUUAUGGCCAAGAUAAUGAAGUUCCACACAUGUGGCACAAGUUUACAAGCAAUUGUCAAGAUGUAAUCUUCAGUAGAUGUGAAGAUCAUUCAUGGACUAUGGAAGUGACAGCUCAGGACAGAGAAACUGGUCUACUUUUGAUACAAUCAAGUCCUGAAGGAUUGUACUUUCCACAUGGAUAUAUCAGUGGUACAACUGAUGAAGUGACUGGUGUUUUGAGUGGAUCUUGUUGUCAGUCAGGUGUUGUUUUGACUGCUAUUGAUCUUAAGAAUAAUAGAAGAUCGUAUGAAGCUAAUGCAUAUUGGGCUGCAUUGGGUUCUGCAGCAAUUGCUGCAAUUGUCAUCAGUAUUUUGUUGAUUUUAGCGAUUAUAGGCAUCAUUGUGUACUGUUGUGUCUGGGGACCUGGGAAGAGGAAACAGAAGGCUUCGCAUGAUAUUCCUGAAGCAACGAUUAGGUAUAGAGGACCUGAGAAUUCGGCAACUACAACUAGAUAUUAAUUAUUUAACAUUUAAUUUGUGUUCAGCUGGUUUUCCAUAUUUUUUAAGACUUUGUAGACUUAACAUCUCAAAAUAUGUGCCGUAAUUAUUAAUUAUCUUUAGGUAAGUCCGUAAUAAGUUAAAAUAAUACUUAUUUAAGUUAAUUUUUAAGUAUUUUAUGACUUUUUAUAACUUUUUAAAUUAAUGCAAACAAGAUGUAUGAUGUGUUGCAUAUAGUAAAUCACUCAACGUCACUGUCAAAA
Dalotia coriaria is the source of this 2689-nucleotide messenger RNA. RefSeq lists its product as uncharacterized. Bases 51 to 2447 code for a protein of 798 amino acids. Lineage: Eukaryota; Metazoa; Arthropoda; Insecta; Coleoptera; Staphylinidae. The record is from RefSeq and is a predicted model, not a curated record. The transcript has 8 exons.